Messenger RNA from Galdieria sulphuraria, 1639 nucleotides. RefSeq names its product aspartyl protease. Gene Ontology annotation, molecular function: aspartic-type endopeptidase activity. The record is from RefSeq and is a predicted model, not a curated record. The transcript is spliced from 6 exons. Bases 29 to 1570 code for a protein of 513 amino acids. Gene Ontology annotation, biological process: proteolysis. NCBI's taxonomy places the organism in Eukaryota, Rhodophyta, Bangiophyceae, Galdieriales, Galdieriaceae.
GUUUGCGUGGGCAGAUAUUGAGUUGAGAAUGCUGGACAAGAGUUCCGUGCUCUAUAUCAAUAAGGAAAGAAAGCCAAGUUUCAUUCGUAAUAGGGACGGUAGUCAAGCACUUUCACUUCCUCUUCAUCCACGUGUAUCUACGAAAGUUGAAAAUUUUAUUUUUGACUCUCAAACUAGGUCGACAAAGUUUGACCUGAGAGAUCUUUUUAGACAAUUGAAUACAAGUCCCACUUUAAAGAGUGCCGAUAUUGAGCUGGGUUCCAAUGAAAGAUAUUUUGAAGAAUAUUUGCAUGGAAGCUAUACGUUUGGGGAGUAUUAUGUUGAGGUCGGUAUAGGAGAGAAUGCGACGGUGUAUUUACAGUUAGAUACUGGAAGCUCCAACUUGAUAGUCAACACAAAUAACUGUAGCGACUGCAAUGACGCUCCUUCAAUAACAGUCUCGUCGUUUUCGCAAGUAUCUUGUUCUUCUAGUUCUUGUAGUAGUAAUUUUUGUGCUCCAUCUCCGUAUACUCAGGCUUGUGGUUUCUAUAUUCAAUAUGGCAGUGGUUUAGCAGAAGGCGCUCUGUUAAAAGGUGACGUUGAAAUUGCAAAUAUCACCGCUCAAGAUAUUGUUUUUGGUGGAAUUCUAAAAGAGUCUAAAGACUUCGAACCUACAAAAGUUAGCGGAAUUUUGGGAAUGGCGUAUAACUCUUUGGCCUGUCAACCAACUUGUGUAAACACUUUAUUUGAUGAACUUUACGAACAAGAAAUCAUAAAGCAUCGAAUUUUCACUGUGCUGUUGAAUCCUAGUAAUGGUGUACUGGUACUUGGUGGUGCAGGAAACUUUGAAACCAAUGAAUCAAAUGGAGUCCCCAUUUUACAAGAAAAUGGUGAAUACACGUACUAUAUAGUAGGUUUGAAGAGCAUUAGUGUUGGUGCAGAAAAAGUUUGGAAUUCAUCUAGUGAAGAGAAAGCAAUAGUUGAUACUGGUACUACUCUUCUUUAUGUAACAAGCGAUAUGUUUUCACAACUUGUUUCCUUUUUUGAAUCUUACAGUUCGACAAACCGAGAAUACUGGUCAAAACUAAAAUCGAAUCCUUCAACGAAUACUUACUUUCCCGAGAAUUCUUCUUACAUUUCUAGUCUUCCAAACAUCAGCUUUUCUCUAAGCAAUGAUGUUACUUUAGAGGUUUCCUCUAGUCAAUAUAUCUUGUGCAGUAACAAAGGAUGUGCAUUUGCAAUCGGUGUAGGACCAUCUUCGUUUCCCAAUAUAAUUUUUGGCGAUAUGCUUUUGCAAAACUACUAUGUAAUAUUUGAUCAAGAGUCAAAUGUGUUGGUAUUUGGACCAUCGGUUGCCGUCUCUUCCUUGAAUUUGUCAAACAUGCCAGGUGUGGGCGAUAUUAGCUUGUCAAGUGGCUCAUCAGGUUCAUCGACGAUUCCUACAUAUGGCAUAGUGCUCAUAGUAGUCGCAGCAAUAGCUGUCGCUGGUGUUGUUGGUAUUGGAGUUGCACUUAUAGUGAGAAGAAAAAGAAGACAACGUAUUCUUGAAUCCCCUCAAUAUGCAGCUGGCGUUUAUGGAAUGCGCAUCUGACACUAUGACACUUAAAUAUGUAUUGAAUAUUCAAUUUUUGUUGUUACAAAUAAAUCUUCUUGAGUGCAA